CGCAGGGCGGAGGGAGGGAAGGAGGGAGUGAGGUCCGGGGCCCCUCCCUGCUGCCGUGCAGCGGCGGCGGCCCCGCUUCCCCCGCGGGACUGAGCGGGGGACCCGGUCCCGCCCCGGGGGCGGUCGGGGGCGGCCGGCCCGUCCCCUUUAAGCGUCGCGGCGGAGGGUCCCGCCCGCUCAUUUCCGAGCACGCAGGAAGUGCAGGCGGGCUCCGCGCCGGCCCGCGCGGUUCUGUCUUCGGUUUGCUGACUCAAAUUCCAAGGAUUUGAGAUUCCAAGGAAAGGAGGGGAAGUGGAAUAAAAUACUCAAGUGCUAGAGGAAAAGCAAGACUAGCCAAUGAAAAUUACUAUUACUAAACUGUAGAUUGCUCUCACACAUAGUGGGGGGAAAAAUUGCUGUCUGUUCAGAGCUUACAAAAUUACUUUUGCAGAUUUCCUUCACAAAACUUCAAAUAAGCUAGGCCCCUUCAACUAGGGCUGAAUUAGGAAAUGGAAAUAUGAUUCCUUGCUGGUGUCUUCCAUCUUCCUCUGCUUUUGCAGUUUUUUUCUGUUUGGGAUAGGAAAUCCUGAACAAAUUGUAUGGCGUCAGCCAGACUUACAGUUGAUGGUUAUGGAUGACACAGGAACUUCAGAUUUACAUCUCUGUAAUGACACCUGAUUAAAGCAAAGCUUGAAAACUGCUCAUCUACUGUGUUACCAGAACUUGUAGUAGCUAUUACGGUUGUGUUUUCUCUCUAAGAUUUGAAAUCUGGGGUGAUGUCCCCUGGAAAGCAAGAACAUAUAAGUCAUCUUUUAGGAUUGGAAACAGAAAUAAUAUGAGAAUGCCCAGAAGAGGCUUAGUAAUUCAAGCCAGGACUCGUUGGCUAUUGGUGGGCCUUGCUUUACUAUUCAGUUUGGUUUUGCUCAUGUAUUUGCUGGAGUGUGCUCCACAAACAGAUGGCAAUGGAUCUCUGCCUGGUGUCGUAGGUGAAAGCAUGGGUAAAGAAUACUAUCAAGCUCUCUUGCAGGAGCAAGAAGAGCAUUAUCAAAACCGAGCUACCAGUCUGAAACGUCAGAUUGCCCAGCUAAAGCAAGAGCUUCAGGAAAUGAGUGACAAAUUGAAGUCCCUGCAGGAAAAAAAAACCCCGAAGGUCAAUGGUAUGAACUACCAGGGCACCAAAGAACAAACAUCCAAUGAUCUCCUAGAGUUUCUUCAUUCCCAGAUUGACAAAGCUGAGGUGAGCGUGGGGGCCAAACUGCCUAGUGAAUAUGGAGUCAUUCCUUUUGAAAGCUUUACAUCCAUGAAAGUGUUCCAGUUGGAGAUGGGGCUCACUCGGCAUCCAGAAGAGAAACCCGUUAGAAAGGAUAAGCGAGAUGAACUGGUGGAAGUUAUCGAGGCUGGCCUAGAAGUUAUCAAUAAUCCAGAUGAAGAAGAUGGGCAAGAUGAAGAUGAUGGAGUAGGAGACAGGCAGCUGUAUAGUGAAAAUGAUUUCAUAGAAGGUUACUAUCGUACAGAAAGAGAUAAGGGGACACAGUAUGAGCUGUUUUAUAAGAAGAUGGAUGGCAUGGAGUACAGGCAUGUCACCUUGUUCCGACCUUUUGGACCCCUCAUGAAAGUGAAGAGUGAAACAGUCGAUAUUUCUAGAUCGAUCAUUAACGUUAUUGUUCCUCUUGCUGGAAGAACUGAGGCAUUUGCACAAUUUAUGCAAAACUUUAGGGAUGUGUGUAUUCAUCAGGAUAAGCGUGUUCACCUCACAGUGGUGUACUUUGGACAAGAUGGUCUGUCAGAAGUAAAAAGCAUCCUAGAAUCUGUAGCUAGAGAAACUGACUUCCACAAUUACACGCUUGUCUCUCUGAAUGAGGAAUUCAACCGAGGCCGAGGACUUGACAUGGGUGCCAGAGCCUGGGAAAAGGGCGAGGUCCUGAUGUUCUUCUGUGAUGUUGAUGUUUAUUUCACAGCUGAAUUCCUCAACAGCUGUCGCUUAAACGCUGAGCCCGGGAAGAAAGUUUUCUAUCCUGUGGUAUUCAGCCUUUACAAUCCUGCUAUUGUCUAUGCCAAUCAAGAUAUACCACCUCCUGUGGAGCAGCAAUUGGUACACAAGAAGGAUUCUGGUUUCUGGAGGGAUUUUGGCUUUGGGAUGACUUGUCAAUAUCGGACAGACUUUCUGACUGUUGGGGGUUUUGACUUGGAAGUGAAAGGCUGGGGCGGCGAGGACGUUCACCUCUACAGGAAGUACUUGCACGGUGACCUGAUGGUGAUCAGGACGCCGGUGCCUGGGCUGUUCCACCUGUGGCACGAGAAGCACUGCGCGGACGAGCUGACCCCGGAGCAGUACCGCAUGUGCAUCCAGUCCAAAGCCAUGAACGAGGCGUCGCACUCGCACCUGGGCAUGCUGGUGUUCCGCGACGAGAUCGAGGCGCACCUGCGGAAGCAGGCCUACAGGACUAACAGCGAGGCCGUGGGGUGAGGGGCUCCCCGGGCCGCUUGGUGACUUCAAUUCACAGUGAACCAGCAUCAUUUUACAGCCUUAAUUCAGCUUACAAAUGCAGUGCCUCUCUUUUUCACUGAAGAAGAGUUUAGAGGGUUUUUUGGUUUUCAUGUUUGUUUUCCGAAUAAUCCUUUGAUUGAUAGGCUCUUACCUACAUAUCUUGUGAGUUCAAGCACCUCAGCUAAAUUGGACAGCAUAUGUAGUUCAAGGAAAGUGUCUUCAGUAUCAACUGGAAAAAUCUGUGGAAUGUACAGUUCAACACUUUUCCAUGUGGUACAUUUCUGUUCUUAUAUUGGCAUUCUUUUGAGAAUUAAAUGAAACAAUCUUUCAUGUCUUGAGUAUUUUCAGUCUGUAUGGCUCACUGCACUGUGACUUUAUACUUCGACUCCAUUGUAGAAACAAGAGAAAAGUGUGGGAAAAUAAUCUCACCAUGAAAGGUAUAUGGACAUGCUGACCAGUACAGCAGCUGUGGAGGGUGCCGAUUCCACAGCAAGGGCUUGGUGCCACAUUGCUGUAUUAACAGACAUUGACAUGGUUGAAUAGAGAAUCAUUUGGGGAGGUGGGAAUGAAAAUCCUUUUAAGUGGAAUUUUAGAGCAUAUAAUAGAAGUUCACACUGCAAAGGAAAUGCCACCUUCUUAUUUCAGUGAUAGAUCAGACAAGUUGGGAACAUUGCAGCUGGGUGUUUCUGUGCCUGCUCUUUUCCCACAGCAGAUGCCAUAUCCCUUCUAGAAACUGAGCUGUGCUAUUAAACUUGUUUGCUUAAAUAUUUUUGGCCCCACUCCUUCUUAUUCCAAGUCCCUGCCAAUGUAUCUCAUCCUUUAAGUUGAGGAACCACCUUUUCAUUCCCAUACAAAUUUAUUAGAGGCCUGUUUGCUAUUGUGCCAGUGUUUUCCUUGUGCAUUCUUUUUCUUUGGGCAUUUUCCUGACAUGUUUUUGUAAUGUCAUAUACUCCUAGUUGAUUCAGUGACUGAAAAAGCAAGUGCUAUUACAGUCUUUCUUUAUACAAUGCUCUUCAUUACACUGGUCAUCCUAGCAGCCUUAUUUCUUCACUUUUUCAGUUUGCAGAUGUUCUAGGGUUUUCAUUUUGAUUUUUUUUCCUCUGGGUUUUUCUUUUGGGUUUUUUUUUUUUUUGCUUAUUGGGAUUUUUGAGCAUGUUUUAAGCAGAAUUAUGCUGUGGUCUCAUGAGUGCCUUGUACAAUGGCACUACUACUUUGGUACUUACCUUUUGGGUGUUUUGGGAUGCAUAAACAGUUCAAAUGCAGGCAGGUCAUUUUUCUCCAUGUUGUCUUAUAUGAUACCAUAUGGCAUGCCUCAUUUUUUAAUACAUUUGUUUAUAGAAUGAAUGCAGAGAAUGUUAAUUCAGUGGUUAAACCAUUUGCAUGGUUUCUGCUGAAUUUAGAUAUUAGUUGAAAACCUUUCUCAAACCAGGUAAUUAAGAUCUGUUUAUGGAUUUGUUUUGCUCAAGAAUUCUGAAGGCAACUAAAGAUUUAAAUGAUUGAUUUCUGAAUAGCAGAUAUGCUGUGCAAAUAGUUCUGGGCACUGAUCCUUUUUUAUAUGUAUAUAAAAUUUGCCUUUAUGUAACUUAUUGUGGAGAACAGUGUACUGUAUUGUACUUAGAGUGAAGAGAAUGCAUUGCAGGACUUCUUGCAAUUGAUAUUCUCAAUAUAAUAAAUGGAAUUUCUGCAUUUUAGAAA
This is a messenger RNA of Vidua chalybeata, 4162 nucleotides long. RefSeq names its product chondroitin sulfate N-acetylgalactosaminyltransferase 2 (gene CSGALNACT2). Bases 815 to 2446 code for a protein of 543 amino acids. The record is from RefSeq and is a predicted model, not a curated record. Lineage: Eukaryota; Metazoa; Chordata; Aves; Passeriformes; Viduidae. Gene Ontology annotation, cellular component: Golgi cisterna membrane. Gene Ontology annotation, molecular function: glucuronosyl-N-acetylgalactosaminyl-proteoglycan 4-beta-N-acetylgalactosaminyltransferase activity. The transcript is spliced from 8 exons.